GACCUCAUUUGGGGUCAUGACCCAUAGUUUGGGAACUGCUGAGCUAACCUCUUGAGUCCCUUCUGGCCCUUUGUUUCUAUGAGUGUUAUUUUGCAGCUUGGCUGCUCUCACUCAAGCUAGGCUAAUUAAAGAGAUGUUAACUCAAAUUACCUACACUGAAGUUAUCUCUGCAGAGAGAGUUUUGUCUUUAAUUUCAAUAAUAUUGAAAUGUUCCUGACUUUCAAAUAUAUCUUUACUAAAUCUGCAAUCUUAUCGACCAUGUAUAAAUCUUUAACAGCUGCUUUAUCAUUAACCCGCUUUGGUUAAUUUCCAACUGCUAAAUCCAAAAUAGCUUCUGAUCUUGGGGGAAAUGUGCUUCUGGCUCCCUGGUGAUUCCACAAGGCUAAUUCCAGGUAUCAGACAUUCACAUCAGUAGGUUUCGGGAUCCCAAACGAGUUCCUGACUUUGAAAAGUUCUGUUCUGAAACAAUUGAUAUAAUUCAACCAGUGCUUGUUCUAGUGACAGGUGAUUUGACAGAUGCCAAAACAAAAGAUAAACUGGGCUCUGAGCAGAUUGAGGUGGAGUGGCAAACUUACCAGUUGAUCCUGAAGAGAUCAAGAGUCAUGGAGAAAACCAAGUGGAUAGACAUCAAAGGGAAUCAUGAUUCAUUCAACAUUCCACACUUGGACAGCAUCCAAAAUUACUACAGGAGGUACUCUGCCUGGCAUAAGGAUGGCUCUUUCCAUUAUGUGCACAGGACGCCUUUUGGAAACUAUUCGUUCAUCUGUGUGGAUGCCACCCUCAGCCCAGGCCCCAAGAGACCAUACAAUUUCUUUGGGAUUCUAAAUAUGAGUCAAAUGGAAGAGCUCUCUUCCUUGGCCACAGAAAGUCAUCAUAGCAACCAAACCAUCUGGUUUGGCCAUUACCCCACUUCAACAAUCAUCUCCCCAUCCUCGGGAGUACGAAUGGUAAUGAGCUCUGCCACAGCCUAUUUGUGUGGACACCUCCAUACAUUGGGUGGACUGAUGCCAGUCCUGCAUAGUCGGCACCCUCAGGGCACUCUGGAACUGGAGCUGGGAGACUGGAUGGAAAAUAGGAAGUACCGGAUCCUUGCAUUUGAUCAUGACCUCCUUAGCUUUGCAGAUCUGAACUUUGAGGAGUGGCCAGCUGUUCUAAUCACCAACCCCAAAUCGUUACUUUAUAGCAGCUCUACUCAUGAACCACUAGUGAAAAUUCUUCACUCCACCCACAUCAGAAUUUUGGUCUUCUCUCCUUCUUUCAUCACCUCUGUGAAGGUCAGUAUUGAUGAAGUUCAUUUGGGGGAUGCUCAUCAUGUGUCUGGUCCUCUCUACGUACUGAAGUGGAACCCUCAAAACUACAGCGAAGGGUUACAUCACAUAGAUGUAACUGUCCAGGAUGCCAUUGGGAAGAGCAGCACUCAAGGUCAUACAUUUGCUGUGAACGAAAACCUCUCUCUUAGAUUUGGAUUCUUGUCAUCUCUCAUUCUCCUUACAGACCACUACAUCCUGACUCGAGUACUGUUUGGGCUGACUGUUCUGGUUCAGAUCACCUUGCUUCUUAUUUUCAGGUACCUUAGAAAGCCAACACUCAAAGGACCUCCAGGAUUAGUAAUGCUGACCUCCUUUUCACUUCACAUCUUGAGCAAAACAAACACCUUCUAUUACUCUGUUCUGAUACUGAGUUUGUAUACAGCUCUGGGACCUUGGUUUAUUGGCGAGGUGAUAGAUGGUCAGGUGGGCACCUGUUUUUCCUUUGGGGUAAUUGUUGGUGGACAUUUCCUGCAAGGCGGCUUGACAUUCGUGGUUGGAAUUUUACAGAUGAUAUUUUUUAACUUGCCUUUGAUGGCUUACCUGUGCUGGUGCCUGUUGCUACGAUGCCAGGGGCAUAGCUUUUGCUCUCAUAUCCGUCAUGUCAGGCACUUCCUGGCUGUGCCAAUCCACCUAACCAUGCUGCUCCUGCUGGCCUGGCAAGUCUAUUCCUGUUACUUCCUGCAACGGACCUAUGGAACUCUGGCUUUCUUCCUCUCCCCAAUGAAGACCUGGUUGGUGGUGCUGACUCUAGUUCUGAUCCAUAAAACCUGGACACUGAGCUCUUCUGAGCUGAGAACUUACAUAGUGGAAAUGAAAAACUGUCAGAGCUCUUGAUGCCUGACGAAGGUAUUCAAAGUUCUUUUGAGUUAAGCUGUGAAGUGCAGGUUUGUAUGGCUGCAUUUCAGUACAGCCCAGGCAAUUAAAUGGUAAAAUCUGAAGCUGUCCCUGAAUUGCUUCAGAACUUUGUGGUAAUGCGGUUUUCUGUGGUACAGAGUGGACCUGUGUGUUUGACAGAUGGAAUUAUUUCCUGAUUACUGAAUGAAAAAAAUGUUUUGAUUAAAUUCCUAAUUUUAUAA
This is a messenger RNA of Mauremys mutica (yellowpond turtle), 2386 nucleotides long. It is a transcript of the gene TMEM62, whose product is annotated as transmembrane protein 62. The transcript is spliced from 14 exons. Gene Ontology annotation, molecular function: hydrolase activity. Bases 603 to 2144 code for a protein of 513 amino acids. The record is from RefSeq and is a predicted model, not a curated record. NCBI's taxonomy places the organism in Eukaryota, Metazoa, Chordata, Testudines, Geoemydidae.